AUGGCAACAGCAGCUGCCGACAGCCCCCACCAGACGGAGGUGCAGGUUCGGCUUUGCAACUCUGCGGCGAAGGUGCCUUUCUUGCCGGACGAUGGCCUGGACGCGCUCAAGUCGCGUGCUGCGGGGGCCUUUGGACUCAAGGCGCCCUUCGACAUCAUCGGUCCCGAGGGGACCCGGCUGGCCACCGAUGCGGAUGCCGCCCGCGCACUGCUCCGCGGCCCGGGUGAGCUGGCGAUCAGCACCGGGGAGGAUGCGCUGCUGGACCUGGAGCGUGCUCGAGAGGAGUCUGGCGUCUUGCGCUGGGCACUGCUGAGGCAGAUCCUGGCAGACAUGCGCACGCAAACCGCGGAGCUCUCCGUCGCCCUCAGUGAGAAUAAGCACGCCGCCACCCUGCUCCAGCAGCAGCUCAUGCGUGAGCGUGGAUCCCGUGAGGCAGCCGAAGGCGGCCUGAAGAGUGAGAUCGAUGAGCUCAAGGAGCGGCUUGCCCUGGAGGUCCACCGCCUUCGGCAGGAGGUCGGCCGGAACACCACUGAGGUGGUCGCGAGCCUUCAGUCCCAGGUCCAGGCAGUGCAGGCGGGGCAGACGGAUGCCCUUGAGCAGAAGGUGGGCGCGUUGAAGGAGGCUUUGCAGGCUCAGUCUGAAGCUCGCCAGCGAGAGGCCGACGAGAGUCUGCGCUGCUUCGGGGAGGUGCGUGCGAUGAUCAACAGCGAGGCCGCCAGUCGAAGCCGGCUCGCCGAAGAAAGCAAGGCAGACAUGCGCAACCUGGCUCACGAGCUCAAGUCGGAGUCGGACCGCCGGUUGCAGUUGCAGCAGCGGAUGGAAGCUCUGGGCUCCGAAGCCAAGUCGGAUCUCCAGCAGGCCGAGCAGCGCCUGAAGGCGGCGGUGGCCGCGGCCCAGACCUCUGUGUCCGAGGUGACUGCCAAGCUCCAGGUCGAAGCCGCAUCCCGUGCAGCGGAGUUGGGGCGUGUCGACGACGCCCUUCGAGGACACAAGGCUGAGAUGGACUCUCAAAUCGCGACCCUCCAAAGCGCCAACCAAGAGCGCAUCAACAGCCUCAAGGAGCUCGACCCUGCCAUGAAGGCGCUGGUUGCAGAGGAGCGCGAGGCGGCGCAGAAGCAGCACCUGCAGCUCCUGGAUCGCCUCACGCAGCUGACCGUCCGGGUGGAUGCCGAGAUCGCAGACAGGCGCCAGGGCGAAGAGCGCGCGGGCGGCAAGAUGGAGACCCUGCAGGAAGCCCUGGGCCGUGAGCAGCAAGCCCGGGAGGUGGCGAUGAGCGAGAACGGUCGGGCAGUGGGCGCCCUGGCGUCUCGCCUGGACAGCCAGGAGAAGGCCUUGCCGGAGCUGGGCGGCGCAGUCAAGGCAGAGUUAGCCAAGUUGGAGGCCGCGAUGGCGAGCUUCAGGCAGGAGGAGCGGACGGCCCGCGAAGCGACGUCCGCAGAUCUCUCCACAUCCCAGGGACGGAAGCACGAGGCAAUGACCGAGGAGAUCCGGAGGGAGCAUGCGGCCCACAAGGAGGAAAGCCGCAAAUGGGCAUUGACAAUGGUGGAGCGCCUCAGCGAGGACCUCCGCAAGGAGCGUGAGGCGCUGUUCGAAGAGCUGAACCGGCGAUGUGAGGAGGUGGCCAAGCUCAGCGGCGAUCAGAUGCGAGCCGAGCUGGCGGUGGAGGUGAAGAGGUUGGAUCAAGCCCUGCCGGGCUUGGAGGAGAAGAUCAAGGUGCUGUUGGCUCAGGAGCGGUGCCACCACGAACACCAAGCUCAGGUGGCAGCGCAGGAGGUGAAGGCAGCGCUAGAGGCGCACGGGGAGCUGGCCGAAGCCCUCGAGAGCGAGCAGCGCCUCGUGGUCCAGCGCCUCACCGACGGGCUGCAGCGCGAGGGCGCGGCGCGCCAUGACACCCUGAACCGGCUGCAGGUUCUUGAGGUCGACGUGCAGAAGGUGCGUAGCCACCUCCCCAUCCUCUUCGCUCCAUCCUCUGCCUUCCGCUACGAGCUCUGGCAGCCAAUGUCUGGAGCGGUCGAGGGCGGAUUCAGCGCCUGGUGGCAACUGGAUGAGGAGCCGCGCAGGGAGCUGCCGGUGGAGAGGACCUGGAUCGUGCGCCACAUCGGCCCACUCCGGGAGCAGAAGGAGACCCGGUCCAGGGCGACACCGCGAAGCAGUGCGGCCUGCUUCAGCGACUGGGGCCCCCCUGACUUGGCCAGCAACCUCGAGUUGGCGCAGAGCCCACUGCCCCUGUCGGAGUGUGGCAUGCGCGGGCAGCCGGUUCAGACCAUAAGCCCGGCUCUGGGGGCUGAGACUUCCGUGAAGCACGUGCAGGAGGUGAUCCGGGCCGAGAAGGCGCGGCGCGAGCGGCCCGCGUGCGCGGAGCCGGAGACUCUGGAGGAGGAAGUUCCGGAGGCUCCUGCCCCGGAGGAAGCGCCCGAAGCUUCGGAGCCACAAGAUGUGCCGGAGACUUCCCGCAAGCUGAGCCUCCUCGAGCAACUGCUGCAGCAGCAAGUCCUCAACGAGUCCUCCCUACGACGAGAUCUGCCUCAGCAGACCCUGCAUCCCGGUACGGCGCUCCGAGACCGGAACUGCCGCCCCCCCACAGCGGAGCGCCACGCCACGGUGACGGGACCCUGCGUCGGCUGUGGCACGCUCCACGUCGUCAGGGAGGAGUUCCCAGAGAACUUCCCGAGAACUGCCAGUGCGCCAUCCAGGAGUCGCAGGAGCAGCGAGCCCGUUCCCAAAGUCGCGAACGUGGGUGCCAAGGUGAAGCUGGACAGACUGAUCGCCAACCGUGCAGCCACACGUGCUGCUGCAAGCACUUCGUCCUGCCUCCGAGCCGCCUGCAAAGUACAGGCAAAAUCCGGCUACCAGAUCGUCGAGAGCGUGAUCUCCUCUCGGCAGUCCGAAUCUGGCGAUGCAGCUGAGGAGUCGAUGGUUCGGCAUUGCGUCUGGUGCAGCUGCCCGUGUCCACUGUGGAGGUUUGACCUGCGCAAAGUGAGACCGACCCCCCUGGGUGGGUCGUGGUAG
Molecule: messenger RNA, 3009 nt
Organism: Symbiodinium natans
Lineage: Eukaryota; Dinophyceae; Suessiales; Symbiodiniaceae
Source: the annotation of a GenBank genome assembly